AUGUCCAUCUCAAAGCCUGAACUUGUUCUCAUUGGAGGUGGCUGGCACUAUCCAGAGUCAUAUGCCAGGUUCCGCACUGCGAUUGAAUCGCAACUAGGCCUGGCGGUCCACGUCCCACAACUCCCAACUAUGAACGGUUCACGACCUCCAAAUGCGGAUCUCUAUGCGGAUUCCGAUGCUAUUCGUCAACUCGUGACUGGAUUAGCCGAUGCUGGUCGCUCUCUUGUUGUCAUCAUGCAUUCAUAUGGUGGUCAAGUUGGAACCAAUGCUCUAGCAGGCCUUGGAGCUGAAGCUCGUAAACAGCAGGGCUUAUAUGGUGGUGUUAUUCAAUUGAUCUAUAUCGGUGCUCAUGCACUCCAAGAUGGCAAAUCAGCGAUGUCCAUAGCUGAGCAAGCUGGACGUGCACACAUUUUUCCCAAGGUCAUUGAUUUUGCCGAAGACGGUACCUGUGUUCAUCGAGACCCCGAGAAUGUGCUUGUUGGCCCUGGGCUUCCACAAGAAGAGCUGAAAAAGUAUGUAGAAUCUUUGGGGCGCUGGAAUGGAAAGGCUAUUGCUCAGGCGUUACAAGAUUGUGCCUGGCGCGAAAUCCCUGUAUCCUAUAUUCAUACUUUGAACGACAUCGCCCUGCCUUUACACUACCAGAGAGCCAUGGUGGAGGAUAUCAAAGCCGCAGGGUGCGAUGUCCAGACUUUUGACCUUGACUCGGGCCACUGUCCGACAGUGACGAAACCAGAAGAAGUGGUCACCCUUGUCGGGCAAAUCGUUACCAGCUCUACUGCCUAG
Messenger RNA from Penicillium pulvis, 783 nucleotides. Its product is annotated as alpha/beta hydrolase. Lineage: Eukaryota; Fungi; Ascomycota; Eurotiomycetes; Eurotiales; Aspergillaceae. Bases 1 to 783 code for a protein of 260 amino acids. The transcript has a single exon. The record is from RefSeq and is a predicted model, not a curated record.